AUUAGGGCUGGAGAUCUCCACAGUACCGGAUGUUGUGAUUGACAGGGGAGAGCAGAGUCCCAUUACAUUAGUUAUAAAAUUAGUUAUACACACUCAAUGUUUACACAUUGAGUUCAUUGACAGACUCCGGAACCACGCCUACACGUGGCAGAACUGCAGACAGCCUGUGUGUGUGUGUGAGAGAGAGAGAGAGAGAGAGGUUGCCCAUGUGCACGUGCGUUAUGAGCUGGUUAAUGUUUAUGAGGUUCUGCACUGAAAGUCGGAGUGUUUUAUCCAAACGCAGACACUUUCUUCUGUCUGCAACUAAAAUGGCCACAGACUCACACUGGUUGAGUGCAGCAGAAAGAGAGCAUGUUCUGAUGGAGUUGAAAGCAACAGGAUGGGUGGAGCUGGAGGAGCGAGAUGCACUAUACAAAGAGCUGCACUUCAAAACUUUUAAUCAGGCAUUUGGCUUCAUGUCUCGAGUGGCUCUGCAGGCAGAGAAGAUGAACCAUCAUCCGGAGUGGUUCAAUGUUUAUAAUAAGGUCCAGGUCACAUUAACGACACACGACUGCGGAGGCCUGUCGAAGAAGGACAUUCGUCUCGCCAAAUUCAUCGAUAAAGUCAUUCUGACGAUGUAAUGCUUUAAAAUGGUGUCGCUUCUCUGGAUGAGCGAGUGUUUUGUGCUGAGCUCAGACUCUCAAUGAGUGCUGGACUGAUCUGGGACUUGCUGUAAAUAUAGAGGCUUAAAAAGUUUUCCCAUUAUUGUAAACAAAUCUUAAAUAAAGAGCGUGAAUAUAAUUAUUAUUGUCAUUACUCCACAAGGCUGAAAAGCAUAAAAAAUAAUGCAAUAACUCUACAAUUACAGAGGAUACAGGACACGAGAUGACCAACUACAAAAUAGAUAAUACUAGAAAAUGACAAAGUGUGAUGAUGUGGGACUACUUAUUUGUGUGUGAGGAAAUUGGGUGUGGGUUGCUAUGGGCCGGAGUGGUUUAGUAACUAGACAGCGACUGGAGAAGGUGUGCUGGUCAUCACAGCCGAUGACCUUCUCAGCCGAGUGGAGCGCGAGCUGCAGUCUGGUCCUGCAGAGGGGAAGCACACUGUGAUGGAGGAGGUGAGCACACGCUCUGUAAUGGCUCAGUAAAAUAUUCUCAGGACAGGGUGAGAAAUACUGAGCUUCCUGAGCUGGUGUGAGCAUUUCUUGAGGAUGGUGGUGAUGUUAUCUCAUUUCAGUGAGUUGGUGAUGGAGGUCUCCAGGAACCUCAAAGACCCAACUUUGGACACCGCUGAGGUGUAGAUUGUCGCAGGUUGGCAGGCAGAGUGAUGCUCACGGAAAUCAAUCAGCAGUUCAACCGUCCUGGCAGCAUUAAGCUGAAGGUUGUUAUGGACACACUUCACUUCUACAGGUAACCUCAUCGCUACAGUUGUGUCAUCCGCAAUCUUCAGUAUAUUGAUGGAUCUCUGUUGUAGUGAGAGAACACUGAGGUACUCCUGUGCUGGUUGUCAUGGGGCCUGAGAACUUCACAUAAUGUUUCCUUCCUGGCAGAAAGUUGGUGAUCCACUGAUAGGUGUUGGAGUGUAUAUUCAGAUGGAUGGGAUUGCUGUGGUGUAGCUCAGGAACAACAGUGUUGAUGAUGAUCAAUGCAUAUGUGCUCAGCGUUCUCAGUUCUUGUUAUUGGUCAAAGGAACCCUGCACUUGCGAUGCUGUUUAAGCUACUGAACACAGGCAGUGUUUAUAAAACGUGUGUGUUUGUGUGUGUGUGUGUAAUGUGAGCACAAAUCUAAUUAUUUAUGUCUUAAACAUCUAAAUUGUGGUUGAAACCUUAAAGAAAAAUGCAGCCAACAUUGAGCUCAUCACAGCGGAAAAUGAAACGUGCAUAAAUAUAAACACUCGCUGCCAUGAGAGAGCAUUCUGUCUGACAGCCCAUGCUUAUUUUCAUCUUAGACAUAAUUGUAAAAAGACCAAAUGUGAACUGUGUGUUCUGAUUAAAGUCCCAUUUAUCUCUGCUUUCA
This is a messenger RNA of Ictalurus punctatus (channel catfish), 1995 nucleotides long. RefSeq names its product pterin-4-alpha-carbinolamine dehydratase 2. NCBI's taxonomy places the organism in Eukaryota, Metazoa, Chordata, Actinopteri, Siluriformes, Ictaluridae. Gene Ontology annotation, molecular function: 4-alpha-hydroxytetrahydrobiopterin dehydratase activity. Gene Ontology annotation, biological process: tetrahydrobiopterin biosynthetic process. Bases 207 to 620 code for a protein of 137 amino acids. The record is from RefSeq and is a predicted model, not a curated record. The transcript is spliced from 5 exons.